AUGAGCAAGGUCUUCAGCAAAACUCCAUCUACCACAAAAACAACAACUCUGCCUUCUACUACAACUCCAACCUCUACUCCUACAUCAACCUCAACAGGAGCAUCAACUACCAAGUGCAAUGGUGAAGAAAGUUGUGUGUGGUCAGACUGGAUCAACCUUGGUCAGCCAACCUCUGGCUCUGAAGGUGGAGAUAAUGAAUCCAUUAAGAACAUCAUUGCUAGUGGUUAUCACAUUUGCUCAGCUCCAGAGGCAGUUGAAUGUAGAGCAAAACAAUACCCUGGACUUCAGAUCUCUCAGCUUGGCCAAGACGUGACUUGCAAUCCAUCCGUUGGACUGAUUUGUAAAAACAAUGAGCAAGGUCUUCAGCAAAAGUGCUUUGAUUACGAGAUACGAGUGAAAUGUUGUCAAUGUCCUCCCACAACACACAUCCCGACAACAACAACAACAACAACAACAGUUCUGUCGACCACGACUCCUACACCCACUACUACAAUCUUAACUUCGACAGCUCCAUCUACCACAAAAACAACAACUCUGCCUUCUACUACAACUCCAACCUCUACUCCUACAUCAACCUCAACAGGAGCAUCAACUACCAAGUGCAAUGGUGAAGAAAGUUGUGUGUGUUCUGUCGACCACGACUCCUACACCCACUACUACAAGCUUAACUUCGACAGCUCCAUCUACCACAAAAACAACAACUCUGCCUUCUACUACAACUCCAACCUCUACUCCUACAUCAACCUCAACAGGAGCAUCAACUACCAAGUGCAAUGGUGA
This is a messenger RNA of Oncorhynchus masou masou (cherry salmon), 780 nucleotides long. Its product is annotated as mucin-2-like. Bases 1 to 780 code for a protein of 259 amino acids. NCBI's taxonomy places the organism in Eukaryota, Metazoa, Chordata, Actinopteri, Salmoniformes, Salmonidae. The transcript has 3 exons. The record is from RefSeq and is a predicted model, not a curated record.